AAUCAACUCGCAACCAAUAUUUUGACUCGAUUCAGGAAAAUUCACUGAAACUCGGUGAAAAAAAUCGUAAUUAAAGCAUUUAACGGGCAGUGUUAUCCCCAAAAGCAGUUCAAAUCGUGAAAACUAAACGCGUCAAAGUCAAAUCCAGUGGAAAACUGUGAAAAAUCACACGUAAAAUCAUGCAAAGCCAAAUAAACGCCAUCGAUCGUGCAAGAUUGCAAAACAAAGGCCAAAACGAGGGUCAAUUAUCAAACAUGGGUUUGCUAGAAUUGGCUCACAAGGAAUAUCAGAAUGUGGAUUACGAGAAUGCGGAACGUCAUUGCAUGCAAUUGUAUCGUCAGGAGCAAAAUAACACGGGAGUAUUGCUUUUACUUUCGUCAAUUCACUUCCAAUGUCGACGUCUGGAAAAGUCGGCGCAAUUUUCGACAUUGGCAAUUCAACAAAAUCCCUUGUUAGCGGAAGCUUAUAGCAACUUGGGAAAUGUUUUCAAAGAACGCGGACAAUUACAAGAAGCCUUGGAGAAUUACAAACAUGCUGUUCGAUUGAAGCCCGACUUUAUCGAUGGUUACAUCAACUUGGCAGCCGCCUUGGUUGCCGCUCGCGAUAUGGAACAAGCUGUUCAGGCCUACGUUACGGCAUUACAAUACAAUCCAGACCUUUAUUGCGUUCGCAGUGAUUUGGGUAAUUUACUAAAAGCUCUCGGAAGAUUAGACGAAGCCAAGGCUUGUUACUUGAAAGCGAUUGAGACGCGCCCAGACUUUGCCGUGGCAUGGAGCAACUUGGGAUGUGUUUUCAAUGCGCAAGGAGAAAUUUGGUUGGCCAUUCAUCAUUUUGAGAAGGCAGUGGCAUUGGAUCCAAAUUUCUUGGAUGCUUACAUCAAUUUGGGAAAUGUCUUGAAGGAGGCAAGGAUUUUUGAUCGAGCUGUUGCUGCUUACAACAGAGCUCUUAACUUGUCACCGAAUAAUGCAGUGGUUCAUGGAAACUUGGCAUGCGUCUACUAUGAACAAGGUCUCAUCGAAUUGGCUAUCGAUACUUAUCGGCGAGCUAUUGAGCUUCAGCCCAACUUUCCGGAUGCAUAUUGUAAUUUGGCGAAUGCUCUCAAGGAGAAAGGAUUCGUCCAAGAAGCUGAGGAUUGCUACAACACGGCUCUCCGUCUCUGUCCCACACACGCCGAUUCCCUAAACAAUUUGGCCAACAUCAAGCGCGAACAAGGCUACAUCGAGGAAGCAACGAAACUCUACUGCAAAGCUCUCGAAGUUUUUCCCGAAUUCGCAGCGGCGCACUCCAAUCUCGCCUCCGUCUUGCAACAACAGGGCAAACUCAACGAAGCUCUCGUGCACUACAAAGAAGCGAUUCGCAUCCAACCCACAUUCGCGGAUGCCUAUUCCAACAUGGGCAACACUUUGAAAGAAAUGCAAGACGUCGCCGGCGCCUUGCAAUGUUACACGCGCGCCAUUCAAAUAAAUCCCGCAUUCGCCGACGCGCACAGCAACUUGGCCAGCAUCCACAAGGACUCGGGCAACAUCCCGGAAGCCAUUCAAUCGUAUCAAACGGCACUCAAGCUAAAAAGUGACUUUCCCGAUGCCUAUUGCAAUCUCGCGCAUUGCUUGCAAAUCGUUUGCGAUUGGCGCGAUUACGAUGUUCGCAUGAAAAAACUCGUUGACAUCGUCGCCGAUCAGCUGGAAAAAAAUCGCUUGCCCUCGGUGCAUCCGCAUCAUUCCAUGUUGUAUCCACUGACGCACGAAUUCCGCAAAGCGAUCGCUGCACGUCACGCCAACUUGUGUCUUGAAAAGGUGCAUGUGCUCCACAAACCCCCUUUCAAGUUCAAUCGCGAGAUGCAAGGACGUCUCCGUAUUGGCUACGUCAGCAGCGAUUUCGGCAAUCAUCCCACGUCGCACUUGAUGCAAUCGAUUCCGGGGCUUCAUGACAGAACCAAAGUCGAGAUUUUCUGCUAUGCCUUGAGUCCGGAUGAUGGAACGACGUUCCGUGGCAAGGUUGCACGCGAAUGUGAGCAUUUUGUGGACUUAUCGACGUUACCGUGCAACGGAAAGGCAGCUGAUAAAAUCUACGCCGACGGAAUUCAGAUUCUCGUGAACAUGAAUGGAUACACAAAAGGCGCUAGAAACGAGAUUUUCGCCUUGAAACCGGCCCCGAUUCAGGUUAUGUGGCUCGGAUAUCCCGGCACGAGUGGCGCUAGCUUCAUGGAUUACAUUAUAACUGACGCCGUUACGAGUCCCAUGGAUUUGGCACAUCAGUACAGCGAAAAAUUGGCUUAUAUGCCACACACAUACUUCAUUGGCGAUCACAAGCAGAUGUUCCCGCACUUGAAAGAGCGAAUUAUUGUGUCGGACAAGAGUUCAGGAAAAAUUGCGGAUAACGUUGCUGUUAUUAAUGCCACAGAUCUUUCACCAUUGGUUGAGAAUACAGAAGUUAAGACGAUUCGGGAGAUUGUUCAUGCCAAUCGAACGGUAGAAAUUCAACACAAAGUCGCUGAAUUGCCGACUACGACGAUUAUUGACUCGAUGAUCAGCUCCGGACAACUUCAUACGUCGUUGAAUGGUGUCGUUUUGCAAAAUGGACUUGGAACGCCGCAAACUAACAGUAAGGCAUCCACUGGAGAAGAGGUUCCACAAAGCAUUGUUGUCACAACACGUGCCCAAUAUGGAUUACCAGAUGACGCGAUUGUCUAUUGCAACUUCAAUCAAUUGUACAAAAUCGAUCCACAUACGUUGCAAUCGUGGGUUUAUAUUUUGCAACAUGUUCCCAACUCAGUUUUAUGGUUGCUUCGUUUCCCAGCUGUGGGAGAGUCAAAUAUUCAACAGACGGCACAGCAAUUGGGUCUCGCUCCCGGUCGUAUCAUCUUCUCAAAUGUCGCUGCGAAGGAAGAGCAUGUUCGACGAGGUCAGUUAGCUGAUGUUUGUUUGGACACGCCACUCUGUAACGGCCAUACGACUUCGAUGGAUGUCUUAUGGACUGGAACUCCCGUCGUCACAUUACCCAGUGAGACAUUAGCUUCAAGAGUUGCUGCAUCUCAACUCGCAACCCUUGGUUGCCCCGAGCUGAUUGCCUCAUCACGACAAGAAUACCAAAACAUCGCCAUCAAAUUGGGCACAGAACCGGAAUAUUUGAAGGCUAUUCGUGCAAAGGUCUGGAAAGCACGUGAAGAAUCGCCUCUUUUUGACUGCAAAGCUUAUGCUCAAGGCUUGGAAAUGCUCUUUACAAAGAUGUGGCAGAGGUUUGCCCGUGGCGAAGCACCAAAUCACAUUUCAGCAAAGGAUUAAAUAUAUAUUUUUUGUUAAAAUUUAAGAAUAUUUACAAAGACUACUUAGCAUCUUUUUUUUCUUCACACACAUACAAACACAUAAAGUUUUAUCCAAUAUUUUAUUAGUUUUUAAGGAUAUUUUAAUAUAGACACAUGAUUGGCUCAAGCAGUCAUUUAUUUUUAAUUAUUACAUUUAGAUACAAUUUGGGAGUUUUCUUUGUUCAAUGUUGGGUUCAAUGUUAAAGUCAAGAGAUCACUUUGUAGUUAGAAUUUUAGCUUUUUCUCUCUUACUUAAAUCUACUACAAUCUACUUCUACUCUAGAUGAUAUUAAGAAAUAUUUACUCUAUCCAUAUGACGCUAGAACAGAUUUAUGAGACAAGAGACACAAGAAAAUGAAAUAAAAAUUGUAUUGAAUAGAAAAGAUUUGAGUUUUAUAUCUUUAGGAUGUCCAAAAGUUUUUUCUUGAUAGGGU
Molecule: messenger RNA, 3735 nt
Organism: Culicoides brevitarsis
Lineage: Eukaryota; Metazoa; Arthropoda; Insecta; Diptera; Ceratopogonidae
Gene: sxc
Product: UDP-N-acetylglucosamine--peptide N-acetylglucosaminyltransferase 110 kDa subunit
Exons: 9
Coding region: 180-3281 (1033 amino acids)
Biological process (GO): protein O-linked glycosylation
Molecular function (GO): protein O-acetylglucosaminyltransferase activity; protein binding
Source: RefSeq, a predicted model, not a curated record